Molecule: messenger RNA, 730 nt
Organism: Cheilinus undulatus (humphead wrasse)
Lineage: Eukaryota; Metazoa; Chordata; Actinopteri; Labriformes; Labridae
Gene: mrpl57
Product: mitochondrial ribosomal protein L57
Exons: 2
Coding region: 166-477 (103 amino acids)
Biological process (GO): mitochondrial translation
Cellular component (GO): mitochondrial ribosome
Molecular function (GO): structural constituent of ribosome
Source: RefSeq, a predicted model, not a curated record
AAUUUGAGCCUUUCCGACACCGUAGAGAACCCGGAAAUACUACGAAUGACCUAUCGUAGGUGCCCACAUUUUUCUCGGUGAUCUUCGAUUUCAAACUGUUUUCUCUUGUUUUCGGAAAGUUAACCACAUAUAUCAGCGAUAUAAAGUUGGAAAUAACCUGCCACCAUGUUCCUCACCCUCACUCUGCUAAGGAAAGGCAUCCCUGGAAAGCAGUGGAUUGGGAAGUACAGGCGUCCACGACCAAUCACGUGGCAGAUGAAACGCAACAUGCUAAAGCAUCUUGAGCGUGAGGCUGAGAACGAAUACUGGAUCAGCCGGCCAUACAUGACCCCAGAGCAGGAGUACUGUCACGCGGUAGAGCGCAGAGCCCAGAACUGGCUCAAGAUCAAGGAAGCGAAAUUUGCUAAUUUUCCUGAACACAAGAGUAUCGCUGAUCACUUGAGUCAUCUCAAAACCACCAAGACAUGGUCAAGUUAACAUGAUCAGGAGUAUGUAAAGACUGUCUUUCGAAAGAGAUGUUGUAAUAUGUCUAUUUGUAAUGUUUUACUGUGUUUAUAAAUGUAAGACAAGGCAAGGAAAAGUUGUCAACCAAGUCCAAAACAGACCACUGUAACUCCAUAAAACUGAUCUUUAAACUAAAUUUAUCAAAGACUGAAUCCAUACUGCAACCGGACUGUAACUGCUCUACAUUCAGUACUGCUUAUUUGGAUUAAAAAGGCUUUAAACAUAA